Molecule: messenger RNA, 1415 nt
Organism: Corvus hawaiiensis (hawaiian crow)
Lineage: Eukaryota; Metazoa; Chordata; Aves; Passeriformes; Corvidae
Product: epidermal retinol dehydrogenase 2-like
Exons: 7
Coding region: 108-1028 (306 amino acids)
Cellular component (GO): lipid droplet
Molecular function (GO): oxidoreductase activity, acting on the CH-OH group of donors, NAD or NADP as acceptor
Source: RefSeq, a predicted model, not a curated record
UGGGCAGGUGCGGGACAGUCGGGAGCCCGCGUCAAUAUCCCACUGUUGUAACGUAUUGUGUUUCUGGGUUUGCACAACAGAAGAGUGGUGCUUGUACCUGAGAAAUCAUGUUCAAUUUCAGAAGCAUCCAGAAGUUACUACAGUACCUGAAAUUUUUAAUUUUUUUACUCAUCGAGAACACCUUCUGUAUAUUUCCUCUACGCAAAAAAAGUUUUGCUGGUGAAAUAGUACUUAUUACUGGGUCUGCAAAUGGGAUUGGAAGGCAGGUUGCCUUAAAAUUUGCUCCUUUGGGAGUAACCUUGGUUCUUUGGGACAUUGAUGAUGAAGGUAACAAAGAAACAAGCAGAUUAGCCCAACAAAAUGGAGCCAACCGGGUGUUUGUCUACCAUUGUGACUGCAGCAGUAGGGAGGAUGUCUAUGAACAGGCAGACAAGGUUAGAAAAGAAGUUGGGGAUGUUACUAUUCUAAUCAAUAAUGCUGGCAGAGCUCUUGGGAAAAAGUUCUGUGAGCUUACAGAUGAAGAUUUUGAAAAGACCUUGAGAAUCAACUUCUUUUCUCAAGUUUGGACUUGCAAGGCCUUUCUUCCAGCCAUGGUGGCCUGUAACCAUGGGCAACUGGUUAGCACAGCCAGUGGAGCUGGAUUACUGGGACUCUACAGGGCAUCAGAUUAUUGUGCAAGUAAGAGUGCAGUCAUUGGAAUGAUGGAAGCCAUAAAUUCAGAAUUGUAUCACGGAGGAAAGCAUGGCAUUAAAAUCAAAAUCAUUUGUCCUUAUUUUAUUAGUACUAGGUUAAGUAAAGGCUUCAAAAGCAAAAAACCCUGUUUGUUUCCUGUUUAUGAUCCAGAGUAUGCAGCCAGCAGGAUCGUGGAUGCAAUUAAAAAGGAAAAAUUUUAUUUAAUCAUGCCUCCAGCUGUAUACUUUCUUGGUCUGAAAAUUUUCCUUCCUAGAAAAGUGGUGCUAUUCCUCGAGUCUCACAUUAAGUUCCCUGAGAGCAUGGAAGAAGCCUUCGGUGAGAAGAAAAAGGAUUGAAACCAGAAGUAUUCUGAAGACCUCAAGUGCCAUCUAAUUGAACAUUUUCAGUAAAAAAAAAAAAACAUGUUAAAUCAUGUUUACUUCUUGACAAAAAAUUUAUUUCUUGUAUGCUAUUUUACAUUGGUCAGCAUGCCAUUUAAUUCUUCACAACUGUCUUUUAUGUUUUGCAAUUUUCUGAGUAACUUUUGAAAAAUUACUAACAUUUAAAAUUACAUAGGUAUUAUGUGGGGUGACCAAGCAACAACUUUGCAUGGACUGUACUGUUUUCAGACUGAAACUUCAAUGAGGUAUCCUAAAAACACUGAUUUUUAGUCACGACCCAGCCUCUUAUUUCAUGAUGUCUUGCUGCUUUUGUCGAGGUCUCAAUAAAAGUCAGUAAAUCCA